Messenger RNA from Cercospora beticola, 3785 nucleotides. RefSeq names its product DNA repair ATPase SMC5 (gene SMC5). Gene Ontology annotation, cellular component: Smc5-Smc6 complex; nucleus. Gene Ontology annotation, molecular function: ATP hydrolysis activity; ATP binding; single-stranded DNA binding. The record is from RefSeq and is a predicted model, not a curated record. Gene Ontology annotation, biological process: double-strand break repair via homologous recombination. NCBI's taxonomy places the organism in Eukaryota, Fungi, Ascomycota, Dothideomycetes, Mycosphaerellales, Mycosphaerellaceae.
AUGGAGAUCUCAUCGUCGCCACCUGUGUCGCCGCCCCAGAGACGUCGAAGGUCUGCCUCGGAUGCGGAGGAUACGGACGCAGAAUCACAGGCCAGCAAGCGGCGUCGGUUCGACGACAGUGGGGAACACGAGGAGGAAGAUGAGGUGCCUUCAGAGUCAGAAGGAGACAUCCUCCCGGACAGCUACAGACGCUCACCGAAAGGCAAGCAACGAGCCCGUGCCACGACGAGCGAGCACACUCAGCAAGAGCAUAAGCCUGGCUCGAUUGUACGAAUUUCGAUGAGGAACUUUGUCACGUACACAAACGCCACCUUCCAUCCUGGGCCGAACCUCAACAUGAUAAUUGGACCAAACGGCACAGGGAAGAGUACACUGGUCUGCGGCAUAUGUCUGGGUCUCGGUUGGAAGCCAGAGCAUUUGGGUCGGGCUAAGGACAUCAGCGAAUUUGUCAAGCACGGAUGCAAGGAGGCUGUCAUUGAGAUCGAGCUCAAGGCGGACCCGACGCGACAACAGACGAACCCGAUCAUUGGCUGCAAGAUCACUCGUGAUGGAAGUGGUCGGAACAACCAGGAGAAGAAGACCGCUUUCAAGAUUGACGGCAAGACAGUCUCCAACAAAGCGGUGCAAGAAUUUGUGCGAAGCUUCUCUAUCCAGGUGGACAAUUUGUGCCAGUUCUUGCCUCAAGAUCGAGUCGUCGAGUUCGCGGCGUUGUCUCCUAUCGAUCUGCUCGUGCAGACGCAGAGGGCUGCUGCGCCGACCUACAUGUCGGAAUAUCACGAAGACCUCAAGAAGUGGCGAAAGGAAGAGAAGCAGUUGCAGGAUGACCAACAGAAUCUUAUCGAAGAUCUAAAAAAGCUCGAAGAUCGUCAAAGAGCUCAAGCCAACGAUGUGGAGCGCAUGCGUGAGCGCGAAGUGGUCAAAGAAAAGCUUGCAUUGUUGAAAAAGUUCAAGCCAGUCAGUGAAUUCAAUGAGUUGAGGAGGAAGCACACCGAAGCAAAGGUCGCCGCGAAAGACGCCGCCAGAGAGCUGCGACGGCUCGAGCAGCAAAUCCAGCCCAACAUGCAAGCAGUCAAUGAGAAGCAGGAGUACCUCAACACAGUUGAGCGCUUCCUCAAAUCCAAGGAGCGGAUGGUGCUGCAUGGUGUUGACACGGUCAGCAAGCUGCAGCAGAAAUUCGACAAUAUUGGAAAAAAGGUCACAGAAUGUGACGAAGAAAUUAAGGCGGAGGAUGCGAGCGCGACAAAGGCCAAAUCAAACGUGCUGAAACUGCAGCGAGACGUUACAAGCAUUAAGAAUGCAAUGACCAGCCCUCCUGCUGCAUUCGAUGCUGCAGAAACGAACCAACAGGUCACAGAAAUGAGCCGACGUAUUCGCACACUUCAGGAAGAGCAGAGUGCAAACCACGAUUCAAUGGGGGAGCUGAAAGAGUCGGCUCAGCAGCGUAAACGAAUGAUCGAGGCGGAGCAGGAAAAGCAGACUCAUUUGCAAUCGCAGGCUGGCAAAUUGGAGAGCAAGCUUUCCAGCGUAUCUCAAUCGUCGGCCGAUCUCUGGAAAUGGAUCCAAGCCCACCAGGACAAAUUUCACAACAAGGUCUAUGGACCACCCAUGAUUGAAUGCUCCGUCCAGGGCUCACGGAAUGCGGACUGGAUCGAGGCUGUGGUGGGCGUGAGCGAGCUCAAAGCAUUCACAGUGACGGAUUCGCGCGACUUCAAAACACUGUCUCAUCAGGCGUACCAGGUCAUGAAACUCACCGAUGUGAACAUUCGCUCGGCGACCCAGGGCCUCGACAAGUUCCCAAAACCUGAGAUCUCGACUGAGGACAUGACACGAAUGGGCCUGGACGGAUGGCUAUUGGAUCGGAUAGAAGGACCAGAGCCAGUCCUGGCUAUGCUUUGCGACGGUAGGAACGUCCACAGGACCGCGUUCUGCAACCGCGACACUACAGAGCAACAAUUCGAGCUGCUCAAGAGAUCAGCGCUUAGCGCUUGGGUCACGCCCGCUAACCAUUAUCAGAUCGUUCGUCGGUCAGAGUAUGGCGACGCGGGUACUUCUACCAAGGUAGCCCAGCUGAAGAAGUCGAGGUUCUUGACCGAUGCUCCUGUGAGCACACAAGCCGAGGAGGAGAGCAACGCCAAGGUUAGAGAACUGCGAGGUGAACUUGACCACAUCAAACAAGAAAUGGAGGGGCUGAGACUUCGAUAUGGUCAACUUCGCGACGAGGUGAAAACGCUGACUGAUCAAUCGCAAGCCAUCAAAGAUGAAAAAGCAAAGUUACAGCACCAGAAGUCGGCAUUCGAUGGACUUCCAACCAAACUGGCGAGCACCGAGGCACGUCUCGCAGAGUUACAGGAACAAUUGUCACAGCACGACGGCCGCAAAUGGGAAAUUUCUCAGAAGCAGAUGCAGCUGAAUAUGGAUCAGGGCCAGGUUGCGCUUGAUCAUGGCAGGGCAGUCCGCAAUCUGGAAUCGUUCCAGGAACAGGCGAUAAGAGUGGAGAUCAAUCGCAUAGAAGCUGCUUCAGACCUUGACCAACUGAAGGCUCGUAACGAAGCGGAUCUCAAUCGCUUGCAGGCCGCACAGCAGAAAAGCGAGAGCGCGAAGCAGGAGAAGGAGGAGCUUAUGAGACUUGGCGUCCAAAAACAACGAGAAUGCGUGGCCAUCUCCAACGAGAUGGGCGAGUUGACAGAUCUGCAGGAAGAGGUUCACACUUUGGUCCUUGGAUUGGAACCCACUGCGCUCGAAACGGAGAUCACCUCUGUGGAGGCAUCCCUUGACUUACUGGCAGGCAACGGGAACGCCAACCUGAUCAGAGAUUACGAAGAGCGCGCAAAGAAGAUUGAAGACAAGCGAACUCGUCGCGACACCUUAGAGGAGGACUUGGAGGAACUUGGUGCCAAGAUUCGCGAUAUCCGAAGCAGGUGGGAGCCACAGCUUGACGAGCUCAUUCGGCAGAUAUCGGAUGCCUUUGCUGAAAACUUCGCGCGCAUUCAGUGUGCGGGCGAGGUCGGUAUUGACAAGCAGGACGACUUUGCUGAAUGGGCUAUCCAGAUCAAGGUCAAGUUCAGGGAGAAUGAGCAGCUCCAGGUUUUGGAUUCACACCGUCAGUCUGGAGGAGAACGCGCAGUCUCGACAAUCUUUUACCUCAUGGCCCUUCAGAGCAUGGCACGAGCACCAUUCCGAGUCGUUGAUGAGAUCAACCAGGGUAUGGAUCCGCGAAACGAGAGGCUGGUUCACUCGCGCAUGGUCGAUAUCGCUUGCGCCGAGCACACCUCGCAGUACUUCCUCAUCACGCCCAAACUGCUCAACAAUCUCAAAUACCAUCCGAACAUGAAGGUCCAUUGCAUAGCCAGUGGAGAGUACAUGCCUGACAAGACGGAUCAGCUGGACACGUUUGAAAAUCUGGCUCAGGUUGCGUUGAGAGUGAAGGGUGGUGGCAUCAUGACUUGAAUGCUUAUCAAUGCUCUGCUUGUGUUCCGGAUUAUGGCUGGGGUCGUAACCGAUUGGAACAGAACGAUACCGAUGGCCACAGACCGAUCGCUGUUGAUCCCACGAAGCCACGACUUUUUAAUCUCUUCUUUAGGCUUCAGCCGAACUCCGCGGCCCCUUUCUACACUCUGCCACAUGCAUACGCAGAACCGGAAGUAUAAUGUUCAAUAAGCUUCAAGGUGUUGGGAUCCGCCGCUGAGGGCUCUAUUGUAUUGUAUAACUUCGCUGACUGUGCGGAGUGUUUUCCCGUAUACAUUUGUGGAACGGACAAUCUAAUCAUCAACAAGCUUCAACGUGCC